Messenger RNA from Pollicipes pollicipes, 1596 nucleotides. Its product is annotated as multiple PDZ domain protein-like. NCBI's taxonomy places the organism in Eukaryota, Metazoa, Arthropoda, Thecostraca, Pollicipedomorpha, Pollicipedidae. The record is from RefSeq and is a predicted model, not a curated record. Gene Ontology annotation, molecular function: protein binding.
AUGGACCGGGUGCAAGGACCGAAGGGCAGCAGCGGGCUGGGCAUCUCGCUGGCCGGAACAAGGACCGAACGCGCAGUCGUCUUCGUGUGCGGCCUCAACCCGCAGGGCAACGCCUUCAAGGACGGCCGUAUUCGCAACGGCGACGAGAUGCUGGAGGUCAACGGCCUAGUCCUGCAUGGCCGAUGUCAUUUGAACGCCUCGGCCAUCAUCAAGGCCUGCCCGGUCCCGUCAUCAAAAAUCAUCCUUUCAGUUUUAAGGCGGGAGGAGGCCCUGGACGACCUGGCCGUGCGUCCCAUCACCCAGUUCCCGGUGUCGCUGCAGGACGAGACGCCAGAGCAGAAGUACGCGAAGUACAAGGGCCUGCGUAAUGUCCAAGUGAAAAAGGGCACGCAGGGCCUCGGCAUCAUGAUCUUCGAGGGCAAGCACGCCGAGGUCGGCCAGGGCAUCUUCAUCUCGGACCUGCAGGCGGGCAGCCCAGCCGAGCAGGCGGGCCUGUCGGUCGGAGACAUGAUCCUGUCCGUCAACAACGAGGACCUGGUGGGAGCCGACUACGACACGGCGGCCGGUAUUCUGAAGCGGGCCGAGGGCGUGCUGGCGCUGUGGGUGUCGAACCCGAGCCGAGCGGUGCGGGACGCCUCGCCCUCACCGUCGCACGCCGCGUCGGCGCCGGGCCAGGCGCAGGCACCUGCGCAGGGACAGCCGUCCGCCGCUGAACCCGAGAAGCCGCAGGAGCCGCCGGCCGACCCGGCCGCCUGCCCGAUCGUGCCCGGUCGUCAGACCACCAUCGAGAUCAGCAAGGAGAAGAUGGGCCUCGGCCUGAGCAUCGUCGGCGGCUCGGACACGCUGCUGGGGGCCAUCAUCAUCCACGAGGUGUACCCGGACGGCGCGGCGGCCAAGGACGGACGCCUCAAGCCCGGCGACCAGGUGCUGGAGGUCAACAACGAGAACUUCCGCGAUGCCAGCCACAACAAGGCGCUGGCCGUGCUGCGCCAGACGCCGGCCAAGGUGCGGAUGCUGGUGUAUCGGGAGGAGGGCGCCACCAAGGAGGAGGACGUGUUCGAGACCAUGGACGUGCAGAUGGUGAAGAAGCCCGGUAAGGGGCUCGGACUCAGCAUCGUCGGCCGGAAGAACGGACCCGGCGUCUUCAUAUCAGAUGUGGUGAAAGGCGGCGUGGCGGAAGCGGACGGCCGCCUGAUCCAGGGCGACCAGAUCCUCUCGGUCAACGGCCAGGACCUCAAGGUUGCCACCCAGGAGCAGGCCGCCUCCAUCCUCAAGACGUCCAUGGGCAAAAUCAACAUGAAAGUGGGGCGGCUCAAAGUGCGUCACUCGCCCGGCGCCGCCAACGCCACCAGCAAAGUGCCUGACGCCGCGCCCGCGCCGUCACUAGUCGGCGGCCACGGCUCGCCGCAGGGUGCCCUGCCCAUCUACGUGAAGACGGUGUUCGCGCGCGGCGCGGCGGCCGACGAGGGCUCGCUGCGCCGCGGAGACAUGAUCCGCAGCGUCAACGGCGUGCCCAUGACGGGCGUCACGCACCAGCAGGCCGUCACGAUCCUCACCAACGCCACCGGCACCGUCACCAUGGUGGUGGAGUCGUGA